Messenger RNA from Ictalurus furcatus (blue catfish), 1423 nucleotides. RefSeq names its product polyadenylate-binding protein 1-like 2. The record is from RefSeq and is a predicted model, not a curated record. The transcript has 7 exons. NCBI's taxonomy places the organism in Eukaryota, Metazoa, Chordata, Actinopteri, Siluriformes, Ictaluridae. Bases 221 to 1051 code for a protein of 276 amino acids. Gene Ontology annotation, molecular function: mRNA binding. Gene Ontology annotation, cellular component: cytosol.
CCAGCACCAUGGUUACAGAAUUCAGAAUGCAGAAUUCAGAAUUCAGAAUUCGGAACAGUGAGUGGAAUUGCAUCACAGUCCGACUCAAAUGCUGUUCCUGCACAAGAGAAAUCUAUUCAGACCUUCAGUGACCAGGAACACAGCAACUAGCAGCAGUUAGCAGCACUUAGCAGCGAUCAGUAUUUCUCUUGUACUCCUGGACAUUACCAUCUGUAGUAGAAUGAACCACGAAAUGAUGGCCUCACUGUAUGUGGGUGAUCUGCACCCCGAGGUGACGGAAGCCUUGCUUGCGUGGACGUUCAGCCCUGCAGGCCGCAUUCACUCCAUCCGGCUCUGCAGGGACUGGAGGACCCGUUCCUCACUCGGCUACGCUUUUGUCAACUUUGAGCAGCGGGCUGACGCUGAACGAGCAAUGGAAAUGUUUCAUUUUGAGCUCCUUAUGGGACGGCCUAUGCGCGUCCAGUGGUCUCAGAGGGAUAAAUCCCUGAGGAACUCCACCGUUGGAAACCUGUUCAUCAAGAACCUGGACAAGUCAAUUGACACCUUGGCCCUUUUUCACACCUUCUCGGCCUUUGGGAAGGUCCUGUCUUGCAAGGUUGUAGGUGAUGAGAAGGGGUCGGAAGGGUAUGGCUACGUCCAUUUUGAGUCUGCAGAGGCAGCGGAUUUUGCCAUGAACCGGCUCAACGCCAAAGUGUUGAACGGCCGUAAAGUCUUCAUUGAACGCUUUAAGUCCCGUGAGGAGCGCAAGGCUCAGACGGGCCACUGGGGCUGGAAGCCGUUGUACGUGGAUGUGGCCCAGCGGAAAGAGGAACGUCAGGCUUACCCUGCCCAUCAGAACAGGCAGAGGAUGGCGAGCAUACAGGCUCAGAACCUGGCUGUCUCUUACACCCCCAGCCAGAAGGUCGAGCUCCGCCCGGAUCUGCUCUGGGCUGCCCAGACCAUCCAGACACAAUAUGUCCAGAAUAUACCCGAUGAGGUUCAACCUGUACCGGUGCAUCAGCAGACCGGUGGCACCAUCACAUCAACUACUCCAGGCACCAUGUUUGAAUGAAGAGUGUACAACCAUCAUUACACCAACACCUGAUGGUACUGUUCCAGUGACAGACACAGUGCCAGCUGUAGGAACAGUUCAAUCUGUACAUAGUGUCCCAGCUGUAGACACACCCACACCGGGUGAAGCAAAUAUGACAGAAAUAUGUUACAUGUAAAAAAAAAAGUAUAUUAUUCUAUAUUUUUAGCAUACUCUGUUUUUCCACACAAUUGUAUUAGUGCCUGUAAAUGAAAAGUACCAAAUAUAAUAUUUAAGAAAUAUUACCAGGCCCUAACACACACAUUGGUAUUGUGGUUUUUAGGACUCUCCAUAAUAUAUUCUGUACUGUACAAACUUUACAUUCGUAAUAAAAAGUAUGUGAACCCUUUGGAA